This is a messenger RNA of Symbiodinium sp. CCMP2592, 1929 nucleotides long. The record is from the annotation of a GenBank genome assembly. NCBI's taxonomy places the organism in Eukaryota, Dinophyceae, Suessiales, Symbiodiniaceae.
AUGGCGGUCACCUGCCGAGAGAUGCUGAAGCAGCUGAGGGAUCCAAGGAGUCAUCAACUUCGUGUUUCCACAGCAAGCUUCUGUGCUGCGACGCCGGCCCUUCUUGCGCUCGGCACUGGUGACUGCAGGCAGUUGAGCCUCGACCGGCUUCGCUCGCUGCGCCUCGAUGUCCUGGAGGAGAGCGGCCAUUUGCCGCAGAGGCUCGCGGACAGGCUUCUGAGCUGCUUGGGCCGUACUCUCAAAGCCGCCAAAUGCAAUGGGGCCUUGCCUUUGCAGGAGCUCUCCCUGCGUUUGGCAUCCUUCGCCAACAAUGCGGAGCCACUCAGGCCGUCCUCCGAAGCUCGCAGUGCUCUCAUGGAGGGUCUCGAGUCCCUGCCGCUGCGGCGGCUGCAGCUUAGCUUCCUGCCACUCCGCCAGAAAGAUGUUUCGGAGAAGGUGGAGGAUGCAGGCGGCGGGAGGUGUUUAACCUUCACAUCGAUGCUCAGAGGGCUUGGCCGUCUGGAGCAUCUCGUCCUGACCCACAACGGCAUGUUUGGAGACGUUGCCAUGGAGUUGGCAAAGGCUCUACAGCAGCUGCACUUGCGCACGGCAGACUUCUCCAGAAACCGCAUCUCCGUUGAGGCCCAGUCGAACCAUGACCUAGUCCCGGCCGUGAUUAAGGUGGACUUUGCAGGGCCCGGAAGUCGUAGGCGAAUGCACCCAGACAUCCUCGAAUCACAGGGUCUGCUUCAUGCAGCGGCAGCCAGCAAGCUGGAAGAUGCUUUCCAGAGCGUGCUGACAGGACUUUCCAAGAAGUAUGGCUUUGCAACGCAGUUGGCUUGGAAAUCGGCCACGGAGGAUUUUACCGUCUCUGCUGGACGUGAUCCAGUUACUGGCAGAGCAGUAACGGAGAAUGACACCUUUGCAUUCGGCUCUGGCACCAAGCCUUACACGGCUGUUCUGGUCCUAAAGCUGGUCGCAGAGGGAAAAGUCGAGCUGGACAAGCCUGCAGCCACUUACGUGGAUGGUGUCCUUCAGCGCUUGAACGGCACCUCCAUGGUGGGACUGUUUGGGCAGCAAGCAUCACAAGUCACUGUCGGGCAUCUCCUGCGCAUGCAAAGUGGCCUGAACGAUUUUGACGUGCCUGACUUUGACAAGGCACUUCUGCAGCAUGGCGACACGCUGCACAGCCCCAUGGAGUUCCUGCAUGGGGCAGCCAAGCAAAGCCCAGUCUUUCUUUGCGACCCGGGCGCUUGCACGAGCUAUACCAGCACCAACUACAUCCUGGCCGGCUUUGUGGCCUUGGGAGCCAGCGGCGGAACGGACUGGUCAGCUCUGGAUCAGAGCCAGAUCUUCCCCAAGUCGGCAGGUGGGAAGUACCAGCAGUGUACCUUUGCAGACAAGGGCCAACUCAACAGCAGCCUGACCAUCGCAGGUGCCUCUGGCGGGUUCUUCCGCCACACCCGCGUGAGUUCCCAGGAUGCCUCCAUCCUCGGCUGGACUUGCGGUAACCUGGUCUCGCCCGCCUCGGCUGCAGCGGAAUUCUUCUACGACUUGCUCAUCGCCAAGCAGAUCAUUCCUGCAAAAAUGGUGGAUGAAAUGCAGGACUGGCGGCCUUUGAACGUUGGUUGGGCCAAGGGUCAGAUCCAGUAUGGCACUGGCCUGAUGAUACAGCAGACCAGUUGGAAUGCCACCUACCCACCAGUCCUGGGCAGCUGGGGGUCCUACGUUGGUCACGGAGGAGACACGUACGGCUUCCUGUCAGAGAGCGGCGUCCUCCCGCAGUUUAAUGCAUCCUUCUCUGCCAUCGCAAACCAGGACUACAUGGGCACCUUCGUGAAGAAUCUCGUCGUGUGCAGCAUCAUCGAAGUGGCAGCCAAGGUGAUUCUGGAUGAGGAGAUCUACUUGAAGUGUGGCAUUCAGCCCUUCCCAACUGAGGUGGUUGUGUAG